GCACCAGGGUAUGGGCAGGGUUCCCAGCACUUGAAUGUAAUUCCGUGUGGGAGGAGGAUGGGUGGGUUUAAGUGUAGGCUAUCUCGUCCUUUCUCUUCACACGCUCUGCUGUGCGCACAGACUGAAGACAAAAGCAGAACACCUCUCCAUGUGAUGUGCAGCAGGUCGGUGAGGGCGCAUCAGUAAUCUCAGAUACCCGCAUUAAAAACAGAUUUACGCUGCAUGGAGAGUUAACCAACUUCAACAUUUGUGAAGUGGCUGCCUCACCCGGUCGGACCGGAGGCCGUCUGGUCUCUGAUCUGGUCUCAGGAGUCAGCGGACCACGCUCCGUCGGCGCCAGACUGUGCGCCUCUCGGAUCACACCCGAGCCGCCCCGCGCUCUGGCGAUGGAGAUGAUGGAGGGAGACGUUAUGGACAAGCUAGAGGACAUGUCAUCGGUGUACGACUUCGACCCGAUCACCGGCAACAUCCCCGCUACCAAAGUGGAGAUCACCGUCUCCUGCAGAAAUCUGCUGGAUAAAGACACAUUCUCGAAGUCUGAUCCCUUGUGCGUGCUCUAUACGCAAGGUGUCGAAACCAAACAGUGGAGAGAGUUUGGCAGAACGGAGGUAAUAGACAACACUCUAAAUCCCGACUUUGUUAGAAAGUACAUCUUGGACUACUUUUUUGAGGAAAAGCAGAACCUUCGCUUUGACUUGUAUGAUGUUGACUCCAAAAGCCCAGACCUGUCCAAACAUCCCGCAGAGCUCAACGACUUUUUGGGUCAGAUGUUCUGCACUCUUGGUGAGAUUGUUGGAUCACCAGCCAGUCGACUGGAGAAACCACUGGGAGGGAUCCCAGGGAAGAAAUGCGGCACGAUCGUCCUGUCUGCGGAGGAGUUGAGCAACUGUCGAGAUAGUGCCACGAUGCAGUUCUGUGCCAACAAGCUGGACAAAAAGGACUUCUUUGGCAAGUCGGACCCUUUCAUGGUGUUCUACAGAAGCAACGAGGAUGGAACGUUUACUAUCUGCCACAAAACAGAGGUGGUGAAGAACACAUUAAAUCCAGUGUGGCAGCCUUUCACCAUCCCAGUACGAGCGCUUUGCAACGGAGACUACGACAGAACGAUCAAGGUGGAGGUGUAUGACUGGGAUCGGGAUGGAAGUCAUGACUUCAUUGGGGAUUUUACGACCAGCUACCGAGAGCUAGCUCGAGGGCAGAGCCAGUUCAAUGUGUAUGAGGUGAUUAAUACCAAGAAGAAAAUGAAGAAAAAGAAAUACGUCAACUCUGGAACAGUGACCCUGCUCUCGUUCUCGGUGGAGUCAGAGUUCACAUUCUUAGACUACAUCAAAGGAGGGACGCAGAUCAAUUUUACUGUGGCCAUUGAUUUCACAGCAUCUAAUGGUAACCCCUCCCAGUCUACUUCACUGCACUACAUGAACCCCUACCAGCUCAACGCCUAUGCCAUGGCUCUGAAAGCUGUUGGGGAGAUCAUUCAGGACUAUGACAGUGACAAGAUGUUCCCCGCUUUAGGCUUUGGAGCCAAACUGCCUCCUGAUGGCCGGGUGUCGCAUGAGUUCCCACUGAACGGAAACAUGGAAAAUCCCUACUGCAAUGGCAUUGAAGGCAUAUUAGAGGCGUACCAUCAGAGUCUGAAGACUGUGCAGUUGUACGGGCCAACCAACUUCGCUCCUGUGGUGAAUCAUGUUGCCAGAUAUGCGGCAGCAGUGCAGGAUGGCUCUCAGUACUUUGUGCUGCUCAUCAUCACGGACGGCGUCAUUUCAGACAUGGCCCAAACCAAAGAGGCCAUUGUGAAUGGCGCCAAGCUUCCGAUGUCCAUCAUCAUAGUUGGAGUGGGUCAGGCUGAGUUUGACGCUAUGGUGGAACUAGAUGGUGAUGACAUCAGGAUCUCAUCCCGAGGGAAGCUGGCAGAGAGAGACAUUGUGCAGUUUGUUCCCUUCAGAGAUUAUAUGGACCGGACGGGUAACCAUGUGUUAAGCAUGGCGCGGCUCGCUAAAGAUGUGCUGGCAGAGAUCCCCGACCAGUUCAUCUCUUACAUGAAGAGUCGGGGGAUCAAACCCAACCCGGCGCCUCCUCCCUACACACCGCCCGGACACCAACACCACCACACCCAGAUCUGAGGGCCUCCUCUUGGCGAUUCCCUGAGAACUGACAGCAUGCGGCAGCCACUCAGAGUCCAGUGGGAACUCUCUGCCUCCUGCUUUUUUGGUGCAAAUAGGAGACGGCGCACCAGGAGAUGGGUGUUGAAUUUCGUGCUGUACCCUCCCAGUGACUACUGGAGCAGUAUUUUGUUUUUGUUUGAGGUUUUUUUUCUGUGAUAUAUUCUUUUGGUUGUUGUUUCUCUUGAAGAGAGACUACACAUUUUUCAGGACUUGUUGGUGAAAGCCUUUUAGGCAGUGACUGUUUCACGUCUAAUUUGACAGCAGGUUGGUUCAAAAAGGUCAUGUUGUGGUUAAAACUUGUGCCUGUCUGUGGUUGUUUCUCUAAGUGUAUCAGGACAUGUGAACUUUGACCUAAGCCUUGCUCGUCAGUCAUUGGUGUGGCCUAAUUCAGUGACAUUUUUUAGGCACCUUUUCCCUUCUGGAAUAAGUUUUUAUAUCUGGGGAUUAUCUCCGUAUCUGCUAAUGCAACAAUUAUGAUGGAGGGAGAACUACAGGAGUGUAGUUUACAGUUUAUACAAUGAAAAUUAAUCAGGCUUUUCGUACCAUGAUGUGUCACCUUCUGUCCUCUUUAUUAAGUAAAUGUUUAUAAGAGCAUGAUGUAUGAGAAUUUAACCCCCAUAUCCCAGUAUUUAUUCACAAAUGUUAUUCAGAGCGGCAUGGACAUUUGAUAGAUCUUUUUUGAAUAUCAUCAACUUCAUUCAUUUUGAAGUGGUCACCAUUAAUUUAUGUUUGCAUAUGAAAAGCACAACCUGUCUCUAUACCAAGUACAAGAAUGAGGAUGAUGCUUGCUGGUUAAUCAUAUUUAAUCCUUGUGAGUGCUGCUAUUUGUUGUUUUUGAAGAAAAUACUCCUAUUAUUCAUGUAGGUGAAAUGUUUCUGCACUGCAGCUAUAAUUCAAUAUAUAACACUGUUGAAUGCAGGUGAAAUUAAGGUUCUUUUUCAAUACAGAAACAUUUCCAUCACAGAGGAUGUUGCACAUGAAGAGCAUUAAGUAAUUUAUAGUCGCUGCUUUCAAAUUCCUAACCCUGUAACUUCUUUAAAAUCCACUUCUUUGCCGAUUUUGAAACACACAAUAGAUGAAAAAUGCAUUAGCACAUAAAGAAAACACAGAAUUUAUAAAGGAACUUUUUAAAAAGGGCAUGCAAUAUAACUAAAUGGAUAACAGUGCUAUCUGAGGCUGAAUUACCAACCAGACAGUGACCUAGAAGCCCACAGCUUCACUGUGAGGCAAUUUGUUGACGUAAUUUCUUUAACUGCCUUGUGUCAAAAUGAUAUCACAUUUCAGUUGGUAUUUUACAUAGACUAGCUGACACACAGCAAAUAUUAGAGCAACCAGUUGGCCUGUAGGUAAUUAUGUUCCAGCCCUGAUACUGUCUCCAACGCACAACCUCUACAACCCAGACACUUCCACCGACACUAGAAAUCAGUAAGCCUCCAGUGAUCACGCAUCAGCAGCCACAUAACCUCCAUCGUCAUAAACUCUCCUCUAGAGAUUUCCAUUUAAUACUGAGCUGUCCUUUCUGUGCUAUAUCACAAGUAUCUGGUGGCAGACAGUUCAAAAGUCAUCCCCAGAGAGAGACUUACAUUUAAUACAUUUAAUGCGCAAGUAAUUCCAUCACGUGCAAAACGCAUUAUCAAUCUGUCGACACCACAGGGGAAGGAGGGCAUCUUUUCAUAUUUGUCUUGGUUUGGCUUUCUGUAGCCUGCUCCCAUGUGUGACAUUGGUUUAGUGUGAAGAAAUAAAAACAAAUUGGCUUCCACAUAGCGAAUCCAAUUUUUGCAGCAUCAGUAACGAAGCUUGUAAUCUCAGAUCCCUCCUUUGCACAAUGACGCAACAAUAAUCCCUGACAGCUCUGUGAUGUGUCGCCUUAAAACUGGGGGAAAAAAAUACUGAGAGGAAUUCCAAAGCAUAUGAUCCAUAUGAAUGAAUCAUAUCCUUUUGAUCAUUGAGUCUGUAUAGUAGUGUGUAGGAUUACAGCAGUAAUAAGGAAAGAAAAGUAUGAAAUUAAAGUACAGAACAUAUUGUAUCAUCAUCAGAUAGAUUAUUUCUCAUUGUUUAUUAUACUUUAGCUAUGUUUAGCUUUCUACUUAAAAGAAACAGGAAACCCUGAGUUUAAAAAAAAAAAAAUCACUGAGAAAAACUACAACUGGAAGCAUCCAUAGACAUGUUGCAAGAAAAGGGAUUUCCAUGGGAUGCAGAAUCUCCAUUUUCCACUUUUAGCUGUGUGGGGGCUUUAGAGAUGGCAGUGCAACACUUUGUUCUGGACUGAAAUAUCUUAAUAACUCAUGGACAGAUUUUUACUUAAUCCAUUUCAGGCUUUGAUGAAUCCCUGAGGGUGAUUCUAAUGAAUGUAGAGAAUCCUUCACUUUUUUGGGCAGCUUCACCAUGUGAAAAAAAAUAAUCUGUCUGUUCAAUCCAAAAACCCUCAAAUUAGUUUUGGGAAUUCCCAUUCCAAUUAGCCUCAGGUUUAUUUUGUCUAUAGUGGUAUUCACAAAUAUUAGCAUGGUAAUAUGCCUGAGUAAGGUGUACUGUGGACAUUAUCUGCUAAACAUACACACAUCACUCUUACCAUUGUGAGCAUGUUGGCAUUUAACUGAACAAUUUAGUGCUAAAAGCCACGUUUCAAUUGAAACUUCCUGGAACUUUUAGUCCUAGAGACUUUUUUCAAGGAACUAAAAUAUUCCUUUGGACUGUUAGUUGUCAGCAUUGCUGCCAUUCUCUAAAGACCUGCAAAGAUUAACCAAAUCUACUGAAGUGUGAAAAGGUGACAAUUUUUACAUGGAAUUUUUGUACAAAACAUACAACAGUAAUGACGCCAUAUAAACUGACAGACAAGACAGACAGCAACAGCAGUUAGCAUGUAGAAGAUCCAAGUCAUGCUGCUAUUGGGCAAGUAAAACCAUUUGGUGUUACUUCAGGAGUAACAAAGCACCAGCAACACAAGACUGAAAGAAAACAAAUUUUAUGGGCUAUUGCAAAUACUGACCAUGAGAUGAUUGAAGCCUUUAUUAUAAUCAGUGCACAUCCAUACACAAACAGCUGCGGACACCCAUGGACAUGUAGUUCUUGUUAUUAUACGACUUUUCUAGACCACAGAAGUUCACUUGGAAGGCUCCAUAGGUCUACGUAUUCAUACUACUGCUGAGCACAUCCACUACUCCAUUUGCAGCGAAGUUGCUGUGCAGACUUUCUGCACCGACACAAAUUUACAAACAUGCAGAUGUGUGCAGAGGGGUCAGGGCAGACUCUUAGACUUGGGGAGAUAAAAUAUACAUGACAGGAACCACCCUAGCAGACUCUCACACACUUAGCAUAAAGUGGACUAAGACAUUCUGAGCAAAACAGCAGUGUUCAGUGCUGCAAACAAGGUCCUAAACUUUCAGAAACUAUACUAUCCCCAAGACCAUUCUGGGUGGUAAAAUAACUUAGACCCUGGUCUGAAUGUUCCUAGUCCCCAGGGAAAAGUUCCUGCAGAGGAAACGCAGCUUCACAUAACCACUAACAUGACAUUAGACUCUUACUGCACCAUUUGCUUUUCUCUUUUCUAAUUAAUUGGCUUUGCCUCCUUGCUUAACAUUCAUGUGCCUCUCGCUGCUGUAGAGGGUAUGAAAAGAAAAAAAGAAAACUCUCAAGCAAAGCUUAAAGGUGGAGUAACAGAUCGCAGGAAGGUGUCUUCUUUUUAAAAUGACAAACCGAUGAAAAAGCAGAAUUUAUUUGAGCUGAAAAGAUUCCAUUCAAGUGUCUAAUGUAGCAAACUAAAGGCCUUAAUGAUGUGAAAGGCAGUCACUCCAUCUCAUUUAGUUGUGUACUGAGCAGUUCAGGUGGAUAAGUAGGGCUCUUUGGUGCAGUACAAAAUUAUUAAAUGGUGGUCAAAAUGGGAAACAGCAAUCUGGUUGAUCUUUUGUGAAGCGUAAAAGAAGCAACAGUUUAAAUGUAAGACUUCAACAUGGAUUCCUGUUAGAAUGUAAAGUGUAAUGUAACAGCUGGUUUGCACAUAUCCCAUCUACACUUAAUCUUCAAGAGGAGUGCUUACUGUAUAUGUUUGAUAUAUUUUUUGAGAUAUUAUAUAUAAUAUAUAUUAUUAUUUUUGAAGAUUAUACGACAAGCCAUCGCAAUGACUUCAUCUCCUCUUCAAGCCCUUAUUUAUUAGAAUGGUAAUCAGCUGCAUGUUUACUUAAGGUACAAUAAGAGUGUUUUGUACACGGUGCCACCAUCUGUAAAAUAAUGGACCCAACCCCACCCGAUUACAUGCAUUUCUGUGCCAGACUUGGCAAUAACGUUGGACUGUAUGCUAUCUCUUCUCUCUUGUGCCUGGUUCUUCAAACAUUUGUCAUGCCAGUGGUUAGAAAAACUGUAGCUAACUUGCAUGUUACAGUUAAACCUUUUUUAAAAUCAUGUUUAUUUUUUGGUCUUAUUUCACAGUUUAUCUUUAUUGUUUAUAUCUCUUGAGUUCACUGAUUUGCAUGACUCCCUAAUUUCCAUUUAAAGGGUUUUUAUUGUACAUGAUUAUUGUCAUAUGGUGGGUUGUGAAAUGCUUUGUAUUGGAUUGCCUUAAAUGAAAAUUAAAAACUAACUACUUUUAUAAAAGUU
This is a messenger RNA of Acanthochromis polyacanthus (spiny chromis), 6752 nucleotides long. It is a transcript of the gene cpne5b, whose product is annotated as copine Vb. Gene Ontology annotation, molecular function: calcium-dependent phospholipid binding. NCBI's taxonomy places the organism in Eukaryota, Metazoa, Chordata, Actinopteri, Pomacentridae. Gene Ontology annotation, cellular component: plasma membrane. The record is from RefSeq and is a predicted model, not a curated record. Bases 387 to 2120 code for a protein of 577 amino acids. Gene Ontology annotation, biological process: cellular response to calcium ion. The transcript is spliced from 22 exons.